Penicillium argentinense is the source of this 570-nucleotide messenger RNA. Its product is annotated as GPI anchored serine-threonine rich family protein. The record is from RefSeq and is a predicted model, not a curated record. Bases 1 to 570 code for a protein of 189 amino acids. The transcript is spliced from 2 exons. NCBI's taxonomy places the organism in Eukaryota, Fungi, Ascomycota, Eurotiomycetes, Eurotiales, Aspergillaceae.
AUGCGAUUUCAAUAUUACGCUGCCUUCGUUGGCAUUUCAUCACUAUGUCUGGCAGCCAAAUUCGACCCCAUCACCAAACCGACAAAGGGUGAAACCCUCACAGCCGGCAAGUCCUACACUAUCAAGUGGAAUACCGAAUCAUCCACCGACACCGACUCAGUGAACCUUCUGCUCGAGAGUGGCAACAGCACCGAAAACACAGAAUUCGUGGCGUGUAUUAGCACCGACACAAGUAAUCGCAAGGGUCACUUCAAAUGGAAUGUUAGCACUCUGCUGUCUCACGAAGAGACAUACUAUAUCAAGAUUGGAUCUAUCGACAAUGCCAAUACUUUCAGUUACUCUCCCCCCUUCAAGAUUGAAGGUGGCUCUUUGGCCUCAACGAACGCGACGGGGUCGAGUGGGCUCCCUACUUUGACGCCGAGUGCAUCGUCGACUACGUCUGCCUCUACCUCUGCGACAGACUCGCCGACCUCUUCGACCUCAUCUUCUGGAGACGUUGCAGCUACAUCCGUUGUACCGGCUCCCUUGGCUUUUGUUGGUGCUGCGAUAAUCGGCGUUUGGGUUCUCUGA